Messenger RNA from Bactrocera oleae (olive fruit fly), 6899 nucleotides. NCBI's taxonomy places the organism in Eukaryota, Metazoa, Arthropoda, Insecta, Diptera, Tephritidae. The record is from RefSeq and is a predicted model, not a curated record.
UUAUAAAGCAUUGAAUGAAGAACAAAAAAGCGGAAGGGAGAUGACAACCUUAUAAUUGCUGAUAAGUUGAAAUUAUGCGGAUCUGUAAAUGCGUGACUAACCAAUGACGAUCUUAAUCACUAUGCAUUUUUUUAAAUUCCAUUAAACAACUGCGGCGAGUUUUGUGAAAUAUCAAUCAAUUCGAGGAAUUUACUCUGUAUACUCUUUCGAUUAUUUUCUUAAUUCUCAAUGACAGCUGUUUGUUUUUGCUGCUGCCACACACAGAGUUAUUCUCAACACUCAUAAAUGAAAAUGUGAGCCGAAAGUCUCACUUAUUGCGUUUUAUUAACGGAAAGCUGGACUGUAAGGUCUGCUAAGCUGUAUUCAAAUCUGAUAGCGAGGCGUGUUGUAUAAAAAUAAUGAAUUUAGUGUUAUUCGAAUCGACAACGGAACAAUAUGAGAGCACGGGCAAGAAUAUUAAUAUACAAAUAUAUAACGGCGGUGUUUCUGUUAUGCUGUGCAUUCGCAAAUGCUUUUACGUUAUCCACUGAUCGGUCAUUCCCCUCGUAUCGAUGGACAUCUAAUGUAAAUGGGGUUGAAGACACACGACAAAUAAAAUGGGCACCAGUAGCACAUCCACCUAAUUCUACACGACAUAUUCCAACUAGUCAAUCCGGAGAACCAUACAUAGAAAAAGAGAGAAUAUGGGGUACACAACCCCAUCCAACCAAAAUUGACGUGGAAAUGCGGAUCCUCCUUCAAACUUAUCCUCGUACUACACCGAGACACAAUGUUUUUCUGAUUAAGAACUAAGUAACUUGGAAAAGAAUGUGACAAGUGGGAGAAAUAUAAAAAAAAAAUCGGACAAGAGAGUGCAUAUAAGUUUAUGUUUAUAUAUAAAACAUCUUAUUAGUGCGUUUUUGUACUCAAAAAAUUAUUUAGUAACUCAUUAACAAUACUUAAAUCUAAGUCAAAAAUCAAAAUAUUCUAGUAUUUAUUGUGUAUAUACACAAAUGUCUACGAGGUUUGUUCAAAAAGUAUCGCGAGUUUUGAGUUUUCGCGGUCUACGUGUAUUCGAUUUUCGAUUGUUUUGUUGCAUUAAGUUGGUACUCAUAUCCCUUACUUAAGCUGACAAGGUCGGCGACUUUGAGCGUUUAUUUUAUUUUUAUACUCUUUCAACAUGCUGCUACAGAGUUUUGUUCUCCUAACGGUUGCUUGUCUCAACAAGCGUGGUACCUUCCAUUUUCAGAUGAAAUCACAUAUCUCGACACCAACUCAACCGACUUCAACCAAAUUUACUACAUCACAUUCUUACAAUAUUACAGUGCGGAAAUGGAGGAAAUCGGAUGCCAAUCACGCCUAUUUCCCAUAUAACACAAUUUUAAACUCCAUCUGAUUCUUUCACAUUUCAGUAUACAAAUUAAGCACCAAUUAAUAUAUCCGGAUAACAGUUUACGCGAAUAGUCCCUCUAAAGUUUGCCACCUUAUGAUCAAAAGUCGUCCAAAUCGAGCCAAAACUGUUCAAUCCCCUAGGUACCGAAUAUGUCGACGCCAGUGCUUAUAGUUGACGUUUUACCGAAAAUACCGGCAAUUUGUGAGAUUUAUAAUUGCAAUUCGGAAAUAAUGCUUUCCUGAUGAUAGUAUGUCUGAGUGUCUUGGCUUAGCUUAUAUUAGGUAUAUGGGGACCUAAUAUAAAGAUUUUCGAACUUCCGGGUGAUUUUAUAACGCAUAUAUCAGUCAAUAUGUGAGUUAUCUCAAUAAGAAUGAAAGGUAUCUUAGUGCCUAAAAUAAGUAAAAUCGGGUAAAAAAUUGCCCUAACUCCACUAUAAUUAACCACAGCAUUUUCAAACAUCCGGUGGAUUUUACUCCAUAUAAGUUGGUAAAGGUAUGUAAACUACUUUAAUGAAACUUAGGGAGUAUUUUAUUUUAUAAUAUUAUAUUGCAUUAGCAAAAAUAGAUAUAAUCGGGACAAUACUACUACAUACCUAACAUAGGAUUUUCAAGUUUUCGGUUGGCCUUAUGCCAUAUAUAUUAGUCAAUAUGUAAGAUAUCUUAGCCAAUUAACUGAUUAAUAUUAGAUAUACCAUAGUUCAACGUAUAAUAUUGGAUAUACUAUAGUUUAAUGCCGAAAAUAUGUGAAUUCAGUCUACGAAUUUUCCCAACUCCCAAAUACUAUUUGAUUUUCGUUAUUUUAUUAACCCUUGUGCCCUGUAUAAUAAUUUCCGACUUUCCACCUGACAAAAUGUGUAAUACUUUAAUAAACUUAAAUAAUGAAUUGCGAUCCUGUGGUUGACGUUUCUACAUCAACUCCUUAUUUUUUAUUUGAGUUUAUAUCCCAUAUAUCUUAUUUAAAUAUGAUUUUAAUACAAUUUUAGCUGGCGCCAAGUAAAAUAUUGUAUUAAAACUAAGUGAAUCUGAUUUAUAAUAUAACUUAAUAAAAUACCAAAUUUAAUUAUAAUCCAUUUACAAUUUCAUCGAGUAAUGGAUGUUGAAUUGUUUCGCAACAUUUUUUAAUAUAAAGUUUUUCUAACACCUGAAGGUAUUUACCCUGCUUUGAUCCUUGCAAGUUGCAAGAGUAUAAAAUGUUCGGGAUCACACCAACUUAGCCCUUCCUUACUUUUUGACAGCCGUUUUUUGGACUCCUUUUGGUUCGUCUUCGAUUUUUGAUUAUUCCAAAAAAUGUGUGAAAAACAAAAUUAAGUGCGCGGACGCAUUCCGAAUGUUGACUGUGGAGAAUAUGGUGAAGCUACCUUGGGAAAAAACAACGUUUAUCGGUGGUACAAAAUGUUCUCAGAAGGUCAAGAAGAUGUGAACGACGAAGCGUGCCGGAAGCCUGAACAUGUCAAUAACAAGCGAAAACAUUAAUGAUGUGAAGAAAAUAGUAUUGGCCAAUCGUAGAAUCUUCGUUAGAAAAGUUACUGGGGAACUAAAAAUUGCAGGGGCCUCGUGAAUUACGAGUUCUUGCGAAAGGGUUGUACCGUCAAAAGACAAUAGAAAAAAAGAGUCUUACCUUUUACCUUGAGACACCCUAAUGUGCAUACAAACAAACACGUGUAGCUAAUAAAAGUCUUAUAAAAACAAAUGAAUGUAUGUAAGGAUCUAGAGGUUGGAUAUUUUAUACCAAGAAGCACAUAUGGAAAAGUUGUUUGCUACUUACCCAAUUAUUUUAUGGAAAAAUGAAAGUGGAUCGGUUAUACCACUUUAAGAGGUUAUCGAAAUAUUUAUUAGCUUUUACAUGUACAUUUUGUAACAAAAGAACAGCGCCUAGAAGACACCGAGCGAAUCGAUGAUGGCUAGAGACUAUGGCAGUUUCGUGCUGUUAUUGUUUUUGAGAGAGAUAAAAUAAAAAAUAAAACUGAGAACAAAGCAGGUGACCCAAAAAGUUAAAACCAAAUGAGUUUUAUAAAGUUUACAAGCAAUAAUCGUCUUUAAAAGGAUGUUUUAUUGUGCUGUACUGAGUAAUUUACAUAGGAAUUACAAAAUACGUUUACUUAUAUUCUAAUUAAAAAAAUACUUUGCCAUCAUCCACUGAGUAAAUAUAUUCAAUCCAAUAGAAACUACAGCUGACGUUAAGGGAUCAGCGAAGCAUUGCAGCAUUGCCGCAGGUGCAGUGGAGUGUAAAGCCCAGGAAACGAACGACAUGCAGAGCGCCAUCCAUGGUGACCAAAGUAAUGUCAUCGGUAAUGGUUAAAUGUUGUGUAAACGUUGUUGUAGUGCCGCAAAUAUACAUCUUAUAUAUAGUUUAUGUUGAGCGCCAAUAAUAGUGCAGAUGCUUCGCUUCAUUGACCAUCACGCAUCCGCCGUAGAAAAUGUUGUAGUCGUAUAAAAUGAUUUGUUCCGGAGUUAACUAAUUUAGUGCCGAUUUGUUGAAGAACUGUCGCAGGUCAAUUGUAAAUAAGUUAGUAUUAAAAACCAUUUGCUUUAUACGCUAAAAAAAUCGGUGCGUUGUGUGUCCUUACGUGUUACGAAAAUCGGCUGUCUUACCUCCAAGCAACUAUUUACACGCGAAUUCAUGCGUUCCUGGCGCAAAAUGCGUAAACCGUUUCUGGCCAUUGUCGCCAUUAUAUUGAUUGUCCUCGCACAGGUUAUUAUCAGUGCGCCAGUACGCAAGUCCAUACGUGUCCAACUGAAUGCCGACUAUGUGCGUGCCAUGGGUGCUUACAAACGCUUAGAGCCGAGUUUGUCACGCGAAGAACUACGUGUGAUCACCACCUUAGGAAUUUUAAAUGGCGCGCGACAGGCUGAACAACUCAUGGAACGUAACUUAGUAGACAUAGUGAGAGGAUUGCUCUUUGAAGCUAGUGAACUAAAUGAUGAUGAACUCGUGGCCAAAAUGCAAAAUAUUGAAAAGCAGCUAGCACGCGAUUAUCGUGCAUUAUUGAUACUCACUAGUGCCAUGGAUUUGGUGACCGGUGAAAAAGAUGUGUUCGACUUCAAAGCGGAUAUGCAGCAAACGCUCCAACAAAUUCGAAGGCAAUCAGUGGGCGAUGUUGAUGAUGAAGCCUCGCAAGAGAACAUCGAGCAAUAUGGUAAAACUGUUGACGAAAACAAUGUUGCAGAGCGAGUUGGAGCUUUACGGCGACAGAUUUUACAGCAAGUACGCGCGAUGAAGUCGCUUGUAAAUGAGAAAGUUACACAAACCUUGGAUUAUUUAAUUACAAAGGCAGACAAGGGUAGCUUGUUGGAGCAGGCAAGCAAGAAGGUCGUGCGGAAACGGAAUGUCGUAGAAACACCUGAGGUGCCGGCUGAAGUCCGUAUGAUCGAGUCCAUUUUGAACGAGGAGGACUUUCGCAAUAACCUAGUAGAUGCACGUCUUGACAAUCAAAACAACGAGCUCAUAGAUGAUUCGCUUGAAGAAGACUUUGCAUUUCCGUCAAACGCUAAUAGAUCUAAGAUAGUCAUUGAAAAUCGCAGCAAUCAGAAAAUAAACAGUAAACCUGCAAUCACAACAACAUCUACGACAACAACAAUACGAGCAGCAAGAGCUAUUAAGAACCUCACCACAACAGCAGCAAUCGCUGCAACAACAACAACAACAAUCUCUCCAAGCACUGCCAUAAUAGACGUAGAUGAACUAAAACUUGCCAAACAGGAAGAUGGUGAAAACUUCCCGCCAAUAGCACCGCUGCCACCGCCAGCAGGCAAUUUGGAUACCGACGACGAUUUCCCUGAUGCUCCACCGCCUCCUGAUGCUGGUGGGGGCGGGUUGGUAGGAAUUAUAACGAGUUUAAGUGGAGGUGAAGGCGGGUCAGACAUCGGCGCAUUAAUUGGAGCAUUAACUGGCGUAAUUUCUACUUUAUUUGGGCCUGGCGGUUUAGAUAUUGAAUCCCUCAUCAGCACGGCAACUUCACUCAUUUCCGGUUUGCUGGCGGGCAACAAAAACUUCGGCACAGUGCUGGGCAUAUACAUAGGUACGGCAUUUGAUGGUCUUUCGGGCGGUGGUGGAGCGGUAAACAAUGGACAAUUUAUCGGAAAUCUGCUUGGCACUGUCUAUGCUCAACUCAGCGCAGAUCCCGAAGAUGAUGACUUACGCCCGAACCCCUUUCUUUUUGCACGAAAUCUCAUUAGUAGUUUUAUAGAAGCGAAAAAUCGUAAAGAAUCCGAUGAGGAGGGCGAUGAUGAGCGUCGCUCUGAUUCACGUCAUUCGCAUGGCGAUAAAGGCAAAGGAGACGCGGGCGGUGGUUCCGAUUCGGGAGGCUUUAUCAAGCAUAUUGCUUCGCAUAUAGUGGGCGGUCUUGUCAAUCUAAUUUUGAAUGCUUCGUUGGGCGCUUCGGGCGGUGCAUCGCAUGCUUCCGCUUCAUUAUUUGGCAGUUCCAGUCAUAGAGGCGGAGGUGGUCAAAAGCAUUGAUGCUUUACAGUCAUACUUUAGUGUAAAAAUUAUAAUUUUUUUCGACCAGGGACUUUUCGUAUUGUUGUUGUUGCUGGUAUACAUAGCGAAGCAACGAUAUUUGAAUCAUUUAGAUUCCGCGUAUGCUUUAUUAUUAUUAGUAGUAAUAUCUACUGACACGUGUUGUACUUCUAUUUAUCGCUAUACUUGUAUGUUUGUAUGUGCUGGCGCAAAGUUCGGUAUAACUUAAUUUAGUAUUAUAUAUAUUAUAAUUGUAAGUAAUAGUUAUUUAAGUCUUUUUCAUUUUUAUAAAUUUGGAUAAUUGUAUUCGACAAUUAAACUUGACUAGAAAUUGCUCAGUUAUUUCUAACUAUCUCUUAGAUAUACUUCUCAGAAUAGUUAUAAUUUUCAAAAUAAACAUUUCAGUAAUUUAUUAUACCGAAAUAUUAAAAUACUUAAUAAAAAUUAUAUUACAGAAUUUAAAAGUAAUCUUCAUAAUACUGCUUUCCGUCAGUCGAUUUCAUCUACAUCAAAGUGAGAGACUGACAUGGUCAUAUAUAGAUGGAAUAGCAAGCAGUUUACCACCCUUAUGAGAUACUAGCUGUGGACUUCGCCCACGUGGAACUCAAUAAAAGUUAUACUAUGCUUAUUUCGAACGUGUGGUUGUUAUACAUAUUUCCCUAUAUAAUUUUUUUUUCUUUUUGUAUUUUUAGUUUAAUUAUAAUUUAUUUUCUGUUUAGCGUAUUAGCUUUAUUGAACAUUUUCUUAAUAUACAAUAUUUGGUGUACGAAUUCUUGAACUAAAAGAACAACACUAUUGGCAUUCCACGCACCUGAAUAUGUAAAGUAAUUAUAAGUUAAAUUUAUGUCAGUUUAUCUCUUGUAUAUCUUAAAGUUUGCUCGUGUGAUUGUCAUAGGAAAUUGAUAGGCAAUUGCAACCUUUUGAAUUAAAGUGGAAAAUUUGACGGUGUUAUAGGAAUCUGUGAAAAAACAAAAAAUUAGCCUAAAUUAUUCCCUCUUAUAUAAGCUAUCUGCCAGUGACAUUACUAUCAAAAAUGGGCCAGACGUUUCAGAAACUAGCGGGCAAAAACAGA